Messenger RNA from Vigna radiata var. radiata (mung bean), 726 nucleotides. Its product is annotated as ubiquitin-40S ribosomal protein S27a-like. Gene Ontology annotation, biological process: protein ubiquitination; translation; modification-dependent protein catabolic process. The transcript has a single exon. Gene Ontology annotation, cellular component: cytoplasm; nucleus; ribosome. NCBI's taxonomy places the organism in Eukaryota, Viridiplantae, Streptophyta, Magnoliopsida, Fabales, Fabaceae. The record is from RefSeq and is a predicted model, not a curated record. Gene Ontology annotation, molecular function: protein tag activity; ubiquitin protein ligase binding; structural constituent of ribosome. Bases 55 to 522 code for a protein of 155 amino acids.
AGUUUUCCUUUCCUCAGCACAAACCCUGAGUCGAAACCCUAGCUCUCAGCAGGGAUGCAGAUAUUCGUCAAAACUCUCACGGGGAAGACCAUCACCCUUGAGGUGGAGUCUUCUGACACCAUUGAUAAUGUUAAGGCCAAGAUCCAGGACAAGGAGGGCAUCCCACCAGAUCAGCAACGUCUCAUCUUCGCAGGAAAGCAGCUCGAGGACGGUCGCACCCUCGCCGACUAUAACAUCCAGAAAGAGUCCACUCUCCAUCUUGUCCUCCGUCUCCGCGGUGGCGCCAAGAAACGUAAGAAGAAGACAUAUACCAAGCCCAAGAAGAUCAAGCACAAGCACAAGAAGGUGAAGCUCGCUGUCUUGCAGUUUUAUAAGGUUGACGACUCCGGAAAGGUGCAGAGGCUCCGCAAGGAGUGCCCCAACGCUGAGUGCGGNGCUGGAACCUUCAUGGCUAACCAUUUCGAUCGUCACUACUGCGGCAAGUGCGGUCUCACUUAUGUAUACCAGAAGGCGGAUGCCUAAUUUCGGNUUUUGUUCGUUCAGUGUUGGGACGUUUUUAAUUAAACUUUUAUGAAAUACUUUAUCGAUUUGGAUUACCUAUUAUUCGCAUACAUAUUUUGUUAAUUCCAUUGAAGUAGUUUAUAUCGAAUUGCUAUGGUGGUUAUUGUUCUAUGAUAUGUCGAGAGUGUGGUAUAAUAAAUGGAUGUUGUAGGUUGAGAUUGGAAA